This is a messenger RNA of Durio zibethinus, 1066 nucleotides long. Lineage: Eukaryota; Viridiplantae; Streptophyta; Magnoliopsida; Malvales; Malvaceae. The record is from RefSeq and is a predicted model, not a curated record.
AGGAUUAACCAGGUUGACUGUCUCAAUAAUUUGAAGGUAGACAAACACGUUUAACUGAAAAGGACCGUUUAUUGAAGGCUUCUAAGAAAUCCUUCACUCACACAUGACUGGUCUUCCAAUUAACUCCAAAGUCAGGCAAGCGAUACCAUGUCCUUUUCAAUUUGUUUUUCCUCUAGCUCUUUCGGUUGAAUGCAAUUAAAAUCCGUCCAAUGUUUAUCUCUCACCCUGGACUGGAGUUUAAACGCGUCUAUAAAUAGAUCGAGUUAGGAAGCUAAAAGAUAUCCAACCAAAAAAAAAAAAAAACAUUGCCAUGGCUAAGCUUAGGAGCAGUGACAAGAAGAAGAAUAGAAUUAUGAAGCUCAAGAUUGUUGCAGAGAAGCUUCAUAAGAGUCUUUUGUUAGGAAGGAAAUGGAACUCCUUUCGCGACGAACAUGAUGAAAUUCACGAUUCAACCUAUGUGCCUGAAGAUGUAAAGGAAGGACAUUUUGCUGUGGUUGCGGAGGAUGGUGAGGAACCAAGGAGAUUUGUGGUUCCAUUGAGUUAUUUGACACAUCCAACUUUUUUAAUGCUCUUGGAACAAGCAGCUGAGGAGUAUGGAUUCGAUCGCGAGGGAGCCUUGACAAUUCCUUGCCGUCCAAGUGAACUUGAGAGGAUAUUAGCUGAUCAGCAAUGGCAAGAAGGGGAAUCUAAUGCUAAUUUCAGCUAGAGUUCCUGUGAAGCCAUGAUACAAAGCUAUUGAAACAGAAAAGGAGCUACCUGCAGUUUCGAGAUAUAUAUAUAUAUAUAUAUAUAAAUAUAUAGCUUGAUGAAUUUAAUUCCACCCCGUACUAAUUAGUCUUCCUUGUAGACGACUCCAUGAAUUGUUUUCUGAUCAUCUCCUUUUUCAAUUCAUGUUUUCUACUGAUACUUCGGGGUAACUAAAUGAAAUGGAAAAAAAGAAAAAAAUCCUAGCUAUGUCCUUGAAAUUAUUCAUAUGAAUUCCUUCAUUACGAGAGUAGUAUGUGGCCAUUUCCGAUCAAGCAGAAAAGUCACCAGCACAGCUUUUGAACAGUACUCACCCGAAUAA